CUGCGUGGUCAAUAAACUCCACCAUGCCACUGCACGGAACCAUGAGCCACACAGCCCAUUCCAAGAAGAAAGCAAUGGACCCGUCCAAGCUGAGCCGAUACGUCGACAGCCCAUCGUCGUUCAACUUUGAUGGACAAUGCCGCCCAGCGACACACUUGGGCACCAUGCACCGAUCGUGGAACGGGGAGAACUGCGAUAGCACUGCUUUCUCGAGGUUAAGCACGAGUGCCAAGGUCGUUCUGUUGGAAAACGACAGCAUCCAAGCCACCGUGUUGGGCACAACGCCGCUCUUCAAUCCGAACGCACGCAUCAGGUGUCUCGAGUCUGAAAUCAUGGCCAACGCUGGGACGCCGCAAGCUGGCAUGCACAUGAUGCUCUUGUCCCACGAAGCUUUGGACAACAGCACGCAAGUGGCGACUGCGAAAGUCGGAUACGCUCGGGUGGCGUCGGCAGGGCUCCAAGAAGGCAUCAUGACCCCGUCCCAGCGUCGCGAGCGGCUGUUCUUGGACACGGCGUCCCAGCAAGCCAACGCCGUCAAGAAAACGGCGGAGAUGAAGGAGCGCCGGCUGACCCAAAUCAUGCAACAUCGAUACCGAUGUGGGGUGUUGGGGCUGGACGGGCCAACGAAUUCAGAAUCCGUGACAUAUGCAACAUCGGCAGCGAACAUUGACAAGAAACGCAGCCACGACGAGCGCCAGCAUCACUCCCGUGAGGAACAUCUGCAGCGACACAUGUCCAUCAUUCCGGCGUUGGGGUACUCGUACUUGUCGCACGACAUGGCUGUCAAGCCGCCCCAUGUGACCAAAGUGUGCCAAGAAAAGAUCAAACUGCACGGAAAGCACCCAGACACCCACCUCCGCAUUUUCAACGAAACCCCCCCGGUGUGGCAUACUGAACGGGCACAACACUUGCGGGACCAAGGCCAAGCAGGCCGGCCGUACGACAUUGUCAACAAGGCUCGGAUCGAACACUUCCCACCAAGCAUACGGGAAAAGGAGCAUCCCCGCCAAGCACAUCCGUCCAUGGCUAUCCACUCGAUUUACAAACGCGACUAAAACUUCGUUAUACUAUACUAGUAUUGUCUAUACACUUACUCCAUGCCUACUCGUUGCAAUACGAGUAUUGGAUUUGCGAUAACGUUACUAGUACAACCGCC
This is a messenger RNA of Aphanomyces astaci, 1156 nucleotides long. RefSeq lists its product as hypothetical. The transcript is spliced from 9 exons. The record is from RefSeq and is a predicted model, not a curated record. The coding region runs from base 24 to 1055 and encodes 343 amino acids. Lineage: Eukaryota; Oomycota; Saprolegniomycetes; Saprolegniales; Verrucalvaceae.